This is a messenger RNA of Ilex paraguariensis (yerba mate), 1158 nucleotides long. NCBI's taxonomy places the organism in Eukaryota, Viridiplantae, Streptophyta, Magnoliopsida, Aquifoliales, Aquifoliaceae. The record is from the annotation of a GenBank genome assembly.
AUGUAUGUGACAAGGCCUCUUUCUCAGUACCUGAAGUUUCCUGAUUCUCUUUCUUUAUCCCCAGAAGGACCCAAUUCAGGUUGCUUGGUACUCCAAGAUGAAGAAGCUGAGGCUCAUUUGGGAUUGUGCAAGAAGAACAGUUACCUUGCAGACCUACCUUUCCCUCAGAACAAAGAGUUGACCAUAUAUUUUGAAGAUCAUUAUUAUUCUUAUGUUGCUUUCAUUCCAGUUCUUGAUCAGCCAUUGUCUUCCAAUCUUUAUUACGCGAUAAAGCCACACGGAUCGAAUAGAGGGGAAGCAUACACUUGUUCAAGGGAGGAAGACAUGGCCACUAGCUGUUUUUGCCACUGCAUCCGAGAUAUGAAACCAAAGCCAUUGGAUCCACUUGACAUUUAUCAGCAAUUUGAGAUUGCUAAGUAUGGAACAAGUAGCAAUGCCAUGGGUGAGUUUUAUGCCAUGUCUGUAGCACCUGAUGGUUUCCCUCCAUACUUCUUGAGGACAAAAGGAUGGCGAAUUCAAGGUGAAACACCAAAAAACUACGAACUAGGCGAAGCUCUGGGCCUUAACGCUACCCUCCGUGCACAACUUCCAGAGUUUACCUUCCCAUUAAACUAUAAGAGGUCUGAAGCUGUCAUUGUGGGGAAGUGGUAUUGUCCUCAAAUUUUUAUCAAAGAUGGAACAUUGAGAGAUCAGAGGAAACAAUCAAUGUUUUAUGAGAUGACACUGGAACAAAGAUGGGAGAAGAUUUUCACUAGUGGGAAUAAAUUGAGUGAAGGAAACACUGUUUUUGUUGAUGUUGUUGUUCAAAGAGAAGUUGUCUAUGUUGUUGACAGGGAAGCUGAAUGGAAUGAGAGAGACGUGGUUGAUGGGGCGAUAUGGUUUACGAGUUUUGGCAAUGUGAGAGAAGGAAAGAGUGUGGGAUUGAGGUUAGAAAUUGUUGAAAGAAUGAAAUGGGAGGAAGAAAGAGGUGGGUGGAUUGGUGGGGAGGAUAGAGAAGAAAGGGUGAAGAGAGUGGAGGAGUUUGGAGGGAGUGGGCAGUGGAGGAAAUUUGGAUGUUAUGUGUUGGUCGAGAGGUUUGUGUUGAAAAGAAUGGACGGAAGCUUGGUGAUGACUUAUGAUUUCAAGAACACUCAUCAGAUCAAGAUCAAAUGGGAGUGA